Molecule: messenger RNA, 3493 nt
Organism: Orussus abietinus
Lineage: Eukaryota; Metazoa; Arthropoda; Insecta; Hymenoptera; Orussidae
Gene: Sec5
Product: exocyst complex component 2
Exons: 11
Coding region: 135-2843 (902 amino acids)
Biological process (GO): exocytosis; Golgi to plasma membrane transport
Cellular component (GO): exocyst
Source: RefSeq, a predicted model, not a curated record
UACGACCGACGUGAAGUUGGCUACAAACAGUCAAUAGGUUUAUGGUCAAAGCAGAGAUCAGUUGGAUGGACUGGAUGGUGAUCUGACUUGAUUUUAAAACUGUCAAGCAAUUUUGUUUAUGAUUUAUUAACAAAAUGGGACCACCACCUGUGGUGACUGGUAUUUCACCAAAAGAAGGUCCACCAGGUACUCGAGUAAUUGUUCGAGGAGAAUUCCUAGGUAUUAGACCUCAAGAUCUGAUAGGAUUGACGAUAUGUGGAUGUGAUUGCUUAUUAUCUGCUGAGUGGAAGUCCUGUAAUAAAAUAAUAGCAAGAUCUGGUCCAUGCAAAGAACGUGGAGACAUAAUUGUAACAACUCGAAGCGGUGGACAAGGCACAUCGACUGUGCAAUUUCGAGGCUAUCAUGAAACGAUAGGGCCAAUGAAAGAAUCUGCUGUAUGGGUGGACGAAGCACCGUUACAAAGUUUCGUCUGGGGUAGGAGAGCAUUGUCCCCGACAAAUUAUCAGCAAGAAGAUCCGUUAGGCCUUAGCGUCGAAGGAAAUGACAAAAAGUUCCCCGAGGAUGAGUUAAUAGAACUCUUUGGGGAUAGUAGCGGAGAGUUAACUAGUGAAAAAUUUCAUCCUGGUUGGUUCUUACUGCAGCAUCACCAUGCGACGACAUUGGAUGAUCUUAAAGCUGGUUUGGCCUACUUGAGGCGUAAAGUGAAUUCACAGAAAGAGGGCCAGUUAUCAUUUUUAAAGGCUAAUGUGGGUUCAGUUAUGGAACAACUUGAUACCAUCAUGUUACUGAAAGAUCAAUUUGAAUUGGAUACAAAUAAAUAUGGCAACAAUCCUACCGAAAAAUUAGAAACUGCAAUUAAGGAAUCAAUGGCAGAAGCAAAUAAAAUGUUUGACAGUGUUUUGGCAAGGAGGGAUAGAGCGGAUGCUACAAGAAAUGCCUUAUCGUUGAUGCAACGGUAUAAAUUUUUGUUCUGCAUGCCAGUUAAUAUUGAGAAAAAUAUUAAACGUGGAAAUUAUGACCUUGUAAUAAACGAUUAUGCUCGAGUUAAAAAUCUAUUUAAGAAUACAGAAGUCGAAGUAUUCAAGAAAGUCCUUGCCGAAGUGGAGGACAGGAUUGCACUGCUGAGAAUAACAUUAAUGAAAAAUCUUGAAGAAAUGCCAUUGACGUUAGAUGAGCAAAAGAAAAUUAUUAGAAAUUUAGUUAAUUUAGAUGCCGAAGGAGAUCCUGCAUGGGAAGCUAUCGUUUCUCAUGCUAGUUACUUAGAAAAGAGUAUAAUAGCCUGCAUGCAAGAGCAUCUAGAUUCGGAUGGAGGAAGCGGUGACGAUUCAAAUAAGACCCUAAAGUCCAAUGGAUUUCUGCCAAUGAAUAUUAAACAUUUACGUUUACACCCGAGCGAUGGAAUUAGCGUUCCGUCCCGAGUUCUUUGUACAGAAGCUAUUUGUGACGUAGUUACGGAACAAUUACCUGAUCUCUGGAGGUUGGGGCAAAGUUAUUUUACCGGACAACUACAUGUUGCCGUGGAUACCGAAAAGCAAGGCCCCUUUAAAAGUUUAGUUUUAUCGAGUAUACAACACGCAGUGGAAGCUAUUAAGAAUUCAUGCUGCGCCAAUGUGGAGGCUCCCUGGCUUUUACACAGCCUUCGUGGUAUCCGCCAAAUGUAUGCUUCUUUAAUACAUUUGGAUCUACCAAGCGAGGCUCUUGAUAUCUUUGGGAAAUUUAUAUUUGAACUUAGAAUGCAAUGUCUGGUGGCUCUGUUCAAGCAAACGGCGGAUAAUAUCAAUGGAUUACAUAGAAAGGAAAGGUGGCAAAUAGAGUACCUAAACGAGGAUGGAGGAAUCACAAGACUGGUAAUCAAACAUUCUACGCCAUGUUUAUUCGAAGAAAUGAUAUUGGAAGUUUCUAAAGUGACGCGAGAAACGGUCGCCAUUUGCGGACCCAGAGAGGAACAAUUAUUUGCCGGCCCGAGCCAGCGAGCGGUAUAUCAUAACGCUGUCAAGCAAUUGUUCACCUCGUUCGCCCGUUGCUUACAGCAGCUCGCUUUUAGCGGCAGCGAAGAAGCUCUCGAGGAUGACGGACAAUCGGUAUCUCAACUUGUCGGCUCUCCUUCUGGUUACAGGACCAGAAGCGACAAACAUCAUGGCCCGAGUUGGGAACAGUGUUUGUUAAUCUCGUUAAGCAAUAUUCGAUAUACCCUGAAUGUGAUUUUGCCUCGAGCGAGAGAUGCCUUUAGGGCACAAGGAUAUCCUGAUUUAUCCACCGCGGUGGGAUGGAAUGCGGAUUGGACGGAAUUAGAAACUUUGGAUGGUGCCGUACUCGAUGCUUACUUGGAACGUCGUUCCGAUCCUUUAGUUGGAACUAUCGAACCUAGCAUGUACUUGGGUGGUUUGGAGUGGGAUUCCGAAAUUGAACCGACUCAUGUCAGACCUUACGCCCAGGAAGCAUUAGCCAAUCUUGUAGCGGUGCAUGCAGAGGUACGCCGCGUGUCGCCUGGAUUGUUGAAGAGAGUUUUAUCACAUAUCGUGGAGACCAUUGCCGAGGAGUUAGCACGACUCAUGUUCUGCGUAACUGGAUUUCAUCGUACCGGUAUUAUACAAGCACGCGUUGACAUCGCUCUAUUAAGGAACACGUUAGUCGGUUACAGUACACCAAGAGCGAGAAGUUUUUUCGAGGAUGCAUUGGAAGUAAUACCUCAACCGAAAAACGCUGAAGAUUUGAAACGGAUCGAAACUCUGCUAUCCAAAGUUACGACAAGCAUGGGACUACAGCUUUCUUGCUUUGGCGAUCAACCAACAGAAAAUGCCACUCUCGAGCCGGUAGACCCCAAUCGUACAACUACCGUUUAACACGUGUAAAUAUUAUGAAUAGAUUAUACCAACGGAAUAUUAAUCAAUAUUGUUAUACCUUAUUUUCAGCCGUAAGAGGUACAUGUAUAUAAUUAAUCAUUUUUCCGUGAGCCACAGUUUUCAGGAUAUAGAAACGAAUCGCUCUAACGGUCAUUUUGAAAGUGAAUUCUCUGAAAUUCCCAAACGAGCUAGUUUCUUUGUAUUUGGCUCCCGGCGAAUUCAGGUCGUUCUUAUAUCUACAAUUUCAUUGAAUAGAGAAGAAUAGAAUAAAAGACUCGUCUCCACAAAAUUACGUACAACACCGUUAUCGUGAUCUUUGUAUUUAAUGUGUGUACAUUUUACGUAAAAUACGGAUAUAAAUGUAAACGAAGAAAGUAUUCACUAUCUCCAUUUAUUGUUAAGUAUUGCACCAUUGUGAGAACGAGAGCUAGAGAACAAAAUGUAUUUCUUUUUUUAACCAUUAAUUACUGCCCAAUCAAUCCCGCGUAACUUCAAAGGCCCACUGGGUGCAAAACACAUUCGUUGUACUAAUUCUUUUUCUUGUCAGACGACCUGUCAGGAACAUCUUCUUCUAUACAUGCCGUAUCUAUUCGGGUCUUGUCUACCGGAUAAAGCCUGAAAAUAAAUCAUUAUUUUGUUUUUAUAAUCUA